UUACGAUACUUGCAAAAUUGAUUGAUUUUUUUACCAAAACAAACUAUUUCUCAACACCGACAAAACAAUGCAAAUACAUUUGAUGCACCUUAAAUUUGAAACGCUGAGUCAUCGCCGAUUGUAGUUUAAUUGUAAUUAAGUCAGAGAAUCCGUGAACUCGUUCAUCUUUGUUAACUUCAGCCAAGAAUUGCUGAAGAGACGACUUCUAAGACACGGAAGAAUUUCCUUUGAACUUUUAUCAUAAGGAUUAUGACUUUACAUUGGGAUUGAAAUAGAUUAUUGAUUCAUCUAGUGAAGUCGGAGACAACAAACGGAUCGUAACUCGAAAUAGAUUUGGAACCCCCUGAUUGCAAUCAAAAAGAGGCCGACAAUUCAGAAAAUCCCCGGCGGUUUUCCUGCAUCAAGAUGCCAUUUCGACUUAGAUUCAAAAAGACCCGUCGAUAUGACAUCUCUUCAAAGAAUGACUACAGAGUUGAAGUUCAAAUGCUGGACAGUUCUCUUCUUGCCUGUACUCUAACACCGGACAGUACAGGGCAUGAGUGUUUGGAUGGCAUUGCACAGAAAAUUGAACUGCAGGAGCUUCAUUACUUUGGCCUCAGGUAUGUAACAAAGAAGCUGCAGUUCAGAUGGGUUGAGCUAGACAAGCCCCUUAAAAAGCAGCUGGAAAAGUAUGCCCAGCCUUCCACAUCUCACGCCAACAAAUCACCGCGACUCUACUUUGGUGUCAUAUUCUACAUUGCCAAUGCCCAUAAGAUACUGGACGAUGUGGCAAGGUACCAGUACUACCUGCAGCUGAAGACUGACAUUGUGGAUGGCCGUCUACCCCUGACAGUGGACCAGGUCAUCCGACUGGCAGCAUACAGUCUGCAAGUGGACUUUGACAACUACAACACUGAGCGCAAUCCUGCGGACUACUUUGCAGACAAUCCUGUCUUCCCAAAGAACCUGACACGUGACCAGCAGAUAGUCCAGGAGCUGAUGGGGGAGGUGCUACAGGUGUACGGCCAGCUACAGGGAAUAGCCCCAGUGAGAGCAGAGAUACUCUACAUGAAGGACAUACAGAUGUUGGAUGGAUAUGGCAUGGAGUAUUAUGUUGCUAAGGAUGAACGUGGCAAGGAAUUGUAUCUGGGGACCUCCUACUCUGGGAUAUUUGCUCGAUACUUAGAUAAUCAACCCCCUGUAUUCUUCAAGUGGGCAGAUGUUAAUAAACUCCAACAGAGCAAGAAGAACUUUGAAAUCGGCUCUGCCAAUCGUUGCUUGCAUUACCAAAUGGAAGAUUCUGACACAGCCAAGUACCUGAAGAGGAUGUGUCUGCUGCAGCAGAAGUUCUACAAGUCUGCUAUGGCAACACCCAGUGCCACCUUAGAAGAGUACAUGGACAAUGCAGAAAGCCUAUCAGACCUGCAACAGAGCACCCUGUCUCACAGCAAUGAGAGGAGUGUAGACGUACUGGCAGAGUCACAGUCAUCUUUGCAGUACACUGAACAAACAGAUUCAAGAUCUGAGAACACAGAUGAGUACUAUAACCAGUCGCAAACAAGUCUGAAUGUGUCCUCACCUGAUCUGACCUCGUUGUCAGGACAACCGUACCGGCGAGCCUCCUCAGCGUCCAUGGCCAAGUAUCAGCAGCAGCUGCAGCAGCAACAGCAGCACUAUGAGCAGCAACACCAGUCACAGCACCCUCAUUAUGCCCCGUCUGCGGAGGCCUUCACUGCAGACCCCUCGCUGGCCCCCCACUACUCCAGUAGACUGGCAGCCCUUCCGGCAUACCGUCCAGCGCCAAGCUACGCCAGGGUGAUGGAACAGAAGAUGGCCCAGAUGAAUCAAGCCCACUUGCAGCAUGUGCAUCUCAGCAAUCAGGCGCUCCAUGUUCAACCGGAUAUAAACCAGAAUAUCACCAACACAAACAUUUACGCACAGAAGGAAGUGUUAGCAUACAGUCAGCCCAACAUCAGUGCUCACACAGCAUAUAGUCAGCCAAAUAUAACUGAUCAACCAAUGAACUUUACUUCUGCAGAAGGUUAUAGGCAGAUUCAAGGCUCCCCAGCGCGCAAUUAUCCGAGUCAUUCGGUAUCCAUGUAUCCUGACAUGUACCAAGGCCAUGGUGGUUAUGAUAUGAAUUAUCGUUAUGACCGGCAGACAAACCUCUCAGUGCAGCCCACCUACAGUUCUCCAGAGCUCACUACCCAAGGCUUGCCUCAAGAUUAUGCAGGAGAUGCAAUGUUCAACAUGGAUCAGGCCUACCUUUAUCACUAUAAACCUCCGCCACCUUACCCAAGGGCAAGUAACUCUACGCCCGAUCUUGCUGCUCAAACAGGCAGUCAUGGUUCCAUGAACAGUCCAGAUCUGAUCUCUAGAAAGCAUCUUGUACAUUCUGCUUUCAGUAGUUCAACUAACAUCCAAGAGAUUGUGGAGAAUCUCACGGACUCCAUCCCAGAGGUUGUGAAUGUUAACGAUCCUGCGAAUGACAAUUCUAAUCUUCCUGCACAGAUUGAGACUGAUGAUGCUUCCAGUGAUCACUCCAAUUCCACUUUCCAUGUUAAAGAGACAGACAGUGAGACUGAAGAGACUUUUGUACGAUCAAUUCCGCAGCGACAGAGCAGCCAGUCCAAGGUCACCGUGAGACGCAUUCCUCCCAACAAGGCAGCUCCACAGUCCAUGAUCAAGGAGGUGGCUACAAAACGAGAAAGUUUCCGAAGGAUGAUGAUUGCGAGAUCUGGUUCAUUCACUCCGGGAGUUCUAAACGAGAACUCGAAAAGGAUCAUGCACAAUAAUCGAUCUCUAAGAUCGAAAACAAAAAACAGCAUUGAGGAGCAUAUCCUAGAGACAAGUCGCGGUUCACAAAGCGGUGAAGUGGUGAAGGAUCCAGUCCGAGAGAAUGUGAAAAACGUUCUUAACAAGGUGGCGCAAAAUGCGGAAAGCAAUGUAGACAGUGCAGCUGUUAAAUCUCAAUCGAAGGAAAUAAUGAGGAGCCAAAGUGAUACCAACAAGGCCCAGAAUAAAGUCAAGGUCGUUCACGAGAAGUCAGUGUCAGUAGACAGCAGUCAGGAACGGCAGCAGCUACUCAACAAACUGAAACACAAUGAGUCUGAUGUGGAAACAAUCAGGGAGCAGGAUCAGUCCAUGGGUUCACGAGAACGGCUUGUAGAUUACGACGAUUCUGAUUCGGACUCAGAAGUCCCGCAGUCGCCCAUUGGGCCACUGAAACUUGCAGCCAUGAAUGGCCUGACGAUGUCACGGCCAAUGGUGCUUGCGCUGAUGAAUGAUGAGACUAGAGCGCCCAAGGAUGAACGGAGAAGAGUGUUGGAAAAAAAGCUGUCAGAGAACACCAUUUUCAAAGAGUUUGAAGAGACACCAAAGAAGAUCUCUGACUUUGAAUGCAGUGUGGCAAAACUACCAGAGAAUUCUCUUCGCAACAGAUUCCGCGAUGUUGUCCCCUAUGAUUGCACGAGAGUGAAACUGAAUCCCAGGAAAGACAACUCCUCUGGUUACAUCAAUGCCUCACAUAUCAAGCUGACGGUAGGCCAAAAGCUGUGGUGGUACAUCGCCACGCAGGCUCCCAUGGACUGCACGCCCGUCGACUUCUGGCAGAUGGUCUGGGAACAGGAAGUAGAGGUCAUCGCUAUGCUCACUGCUCUCAUGGAACUUGGUCGGCCCAAAUGUUAUCCAUACUGGCCUCAAGACCCCGGCCCAGAUGAUAAAUUGGUCUUUGGAGAUUACCAAGUUCAGCUGAUGUUCUCCAACGACUCAGUUUGCUAUGUGACAAACCUGAUCACACUGCGCCACAUUCCCUCAAAGAAAGAGCGCCAUGUGUGGCAUCUACAGUACACGGACUGGCCCGACCAUGGCUGUCCAGACGAUAUGUACGGGUUCUUAGGUUUCCUGGAUGAGAUAGAGUCAGUCCAGCGUCUUGCCGAAGAGGGCAGUGGCAAGAAGUCUCCCCUGGUGAUACACUGCAGCGCAGGCGUGGGGCGCACAGGGGUAGUCAUCCUGACCCAGAUCAUGAAAUGGUGUCUUGACUCCAAUCAGGAGAUCGACAUUCCAAAGGCCCUGUCUCUGAUCAGACAGCAGAGGAUGUACAUGGUGCAGACCCUUGGACAGUACGACUUUGUACACAAGACCCUCAUCCAGUACCUCAAGAACACGAGGCUCAUCUGAGACCUUAAAUACAUCUGCAGGGCCAGUAUUAUAAAAAUCUUACAGAAAUCUUAACUUGUACUUGAAUGAAUAUUUAAGAUCAAUGUUUAUAUGAGUCGCGUUCUGAAAAAAACGAGCUUAAUGCGUUUGCAUAAGUGUCAUCCCAGAAUCAGGGGCGACACUUUCCGCUUUUUAUGGUAUUUUUAGUUUCAAGGAAGUCCCUCCUUACCGAAAAUCAAGUUUAGGCAGAAUGUGUCGUCCCUGAUAAGCCUGUGCCAACUGCACAGGCUAAUCUGGGACAACACUUUACGCACAUGCAUUAUGCCCAGUUUUCUCAGAACGCUUCUCAUAUUAGAUCAAUGUUUAUAUGUUUUAUGCUUACAAAAUUAUGCAAAAGUUAUCAUUGAAAAAGAACUACUUUUGUAUGGCAUUUUUAUAUGAAAAGACCUUAAUACAAAAUUGCCUUUAGUUAAGACAUAGUAUGAUUUAAGAGUUUCGAAAGUGCUAUAUAAGGAGCUUGUAAAUAUUGGCCCACUGAAACCCAUGUUUACAGUGCUUUCCUUCAUUGCAUUACAUUUUGUAAAGUGGACAGACAAAUGCAUUCCCAAAAUAUCACAUUGUCAAAUGUUGUGCAGAUCAGUAUAUCGAGAUCAUAUUUUAUUAUGAACUGUACAAAACUACAUAUUGUUGUUGUGUAAACUCUUUUUCUGUUCAUCUUUUUAUUAAAUAUACGAGUUGAAUUACAUCCACACAUUUCAUGCAGUAUUGUAUGUCGUUGUUUUGUUUUGGUAUAGUGCUGCUUGAUAUCGAUAAUGCCUCUAUUGCAUGUGACAAUACGUAUCAUUAUAGAUGCCAUUUUUUAGGUAUUGUGCAACAUGUUGUGUGUAUAAUUACACAUACUUAACUUAAUUGCUUUAAUCUGUGUGUGAUAAUCGAUGAACUAUGCAAUCCGUUUGCUUGGUAUAGUAUCAGCAUAUUUUUAAUGAAAUAUUUGCUGACGGUUUUAUAUCAUUGCUAAAAUCUAAAUAUUCUUGAUUGAAUGAAGAUAAUAUGAUGUUAUUACAUGUGCAUGUGAAGUUAAACAUUGUUUGCAGUGUACAUUUCUGGUCAUAACCAUCCAAGAUAAGAGAUCAUAUGUAUAUUUCAUAUUGCUGAUUGCCUAUUUUUCUGUGAUAAAUUGGUUGUUUUGAUAAAAGUUUUGCAAAAUGUGACACAAUCUCAUAAUUUGCCAAAACUGGUGGAUAUUCAGAACUUGUUUGCAAUCAUGGCAACCAGUACAUGUAUCUGUUUUGCCACAUCCAUGGUUGUGUUCAUACUUUGGACCUCAUUCUGGGAAAAGUGGGCUAAAUAUGAGUGCUAAGGGUCAUCCCAGAUUGGACUUGACAGUCUGAACAGUUUGAGCAAGGACAAGCUUUCCACCUAGUCCGGAUUUACAUUUAGAAAUGAAUUCCUUUCAAUGAAAAAUUCCAUAAAAGCGGAAAGCAUCAUCAUUGAUAAGCCUGUGCAGAGUGCACAGGCUAAUCUGGGAUGACACCAUGCACAUGCAUUGGGCCAGUUUCUGCAGAACGUGGCUCCUAUUUUUGUAGCUAUGAUACCCCCACCAAGCUUGAGUGGGGGUAUAUUGGUGUUACUUUGCCAGUCACUUUAUCAAUCAGUCUGUAUUAAAUGUUUAGUUUUGGGGGCAAACUACUACCACAUUUCUUCUCCAGUGUUUAAAUUUAAAUGAUGUCAUCACCAAAUUAACAAAUUAAGACAAAAGUAUUAUGCCUAGAUAAAAAAUCUACUACAAAUUCCUUAAUAACUUUCAUUGUUGCUAGGUGAUAAAGCAGUGCGUCGUGUUUGUGACAACUCCAAGUAUCACAAUUCUUCUUCAGGGACUGAAUCAAUUAUGAAUAUUAAGAUCAACUCUAACCUAUAACUUUGAUAUCUUGAUGUUUUUGUUUCUUUUCGUGGUGAUAGGAGAUUGUUUUGUGAUUUUAUUAUGGAAUUGGAGUGAAAACAUUGUAAUUAAAUUGAAUAUUUUUAACACAUCCUGAAAUAAAAUGUUUGGAAUCAGUGUACAUAUGAAUUGUGAGUUAAUUUCAUUAUCAACUUUGAAUCUCAAUUAUCAUCUUUAAUGGGUCAUUUUAACUUUUCACUUAUAUUUUUCUUCCAAUCUAAUAACAGUCAUAAGUUAUACAUUGGGUUGUGCAAAGCGUUUGAAUGUUGUUAUUUGUAGUCCUUUUUGACCAUUUUAUAACUCACAAAUGAACUGUCCUGCAUUAUGUAUUCUUGUGCAAUAUUGUUUGUCUUUUUUCAGUUAUCACUUUUAAUAAUUAAGUAUUAAGUGCAUUUAAAUUAGUUCUCUUUAAACCAUUUGCUGAAAUGAUUUGUUUAGGGUUAGAAGUAAACCGCCUUCUUGAGCUCAUUUAAAGAUUAAUAAAAAAAUUAAUUUGUUAAUGCCUCUAAAAAUAAAAUUAAAUGCUCAAAAUUGAUUUACUUUUUAUUUAACCCUCUUGUUUGCCAUUGCUAUGAAAAGAUGUUUUAAAAUAUAAUUAAACAUUUUAUUUUACCAGGAGUAGACUUACAUUGUAUAAAAACCUUACCAAUUUAAUAGUGUAUCUUAUGUAAAAAAUGUAUUUGAUACGUAGCAUGCUGUAUGCCCGUUUUUGUAAGUAGGUUGUUAAAAAAUCAUUUUUUAUGGCAGAAACUAGAACGUUAAAAUAUUGUAAACAUCUUAUUGUUUUUCAGUAUACAGCUAUACUUGAUAUAUUUUUUAUGUACCUGUGUCCUUAAAGCAGUUUGUAUCCUGUUGGAAUAGCAUGUAUGAAACUGUUCAUGCAGUUUGACGAGUUAUAAUGACGCAAUAGGACUACAACUAUAUUGAAUAAAAAUAGUGCUGCAUAGCUUUUCUGUAUCUUGAUAAUCAAGAGUAUUGUAUUAGUUUCUGAGUUUAAAAAUUGUGUUUUACUUCGUAUUCUAGUUUUUGGUGAUAUAUUUAUACCUUGCCAGUUCAGUUUACUUUUGUCUCCUCAAAAAAUCUCAUACCUUAUAAUUAUAAAAAUAGCAUGCUUCAAUGUGAAUGAAACUUUUAAGUGUUGUAUAUAUUUUUCAAAUGUUUAAUUGUUGAUUUUAUUAAUACAAUGUUGAAUCAAAUGUUUAAAUACAUAUGCUAAACUAAAUGAUUUAUUUUAAAUAAUAAUAAAACGUAAAAAAUA
Molecule: messenger RNA, 7334 nt
Organism: Dreissena polymorpha
Lineage: Eukaryota; Metazoa; Mollusca; Bivalvia; Myida; Dreissenidae
Product: tyrosine-protein phosphatase non-receptor type 21-like
Exons: 21
Coding region: 406-4158 (1250 amino acids)
Biological process (GO): protein dephosphorylation
Cellular component (GO): cytoskeleton
Molecular function (GO): protein tyrosine phosphatase activity
Source: RefSeq, a predicted model, not a curated record